AUGAAGCGUACAAUUCGCAUUAGUCGUCGUGGUGUCGUCGCCAACAGGCCCCAGUACCAAACCACUCACUCUGAGGACGACGUCUCGCGAUUCCUAUACACUCCACCCAUCCAUCAUCUGCCUCCAGAAAUUCUGAGUAUGAUCUUUUCAUUAACCGUAGAUCAACUUGAUUGGGCAUCUCGCACCUUGUUGGGCUCCAUAUGCCGGCGAUGGAGAGAAGUGGCGAUCAAUACGAAGAGCCUAUGGAACAAAAUACCCAUAGCAGAAGUCAAAGACACAGAUUGCUUUUUUCGCACGAAUGGGAUGUACCCAUGCUCCGAGUUCCUUCAAAUAAUUCUAGAACGAGCAAGUGGAAGUCCCAUCACUGUAGACAUUGACGCCAGUACCAAGUUCUAUGAGUGUAUCCUCGCAGCACUUCACGGCGUGAUGCUUGAUAUCUCCAGUCUAUUGCUCUCUUUUGAGCGGGACGACGAGGAAUACUUUCCCGGAUUGGAUUGGGAUAUUCGACACCUCCGCUUACCCUCUCUUCGAAGUUUAAAUAUUGAUUGCCGCAGAAUAUAUUUAUCCCAAACAGUUGAUCCCUUCUUCAAACGUUUGCUCGAUAUCGCCGUUCAGUCAAGAAUGGUUGAGCAACUCGAUUUGAUUCUUAACUGCGAUACCUCUCUCUUGGUACCUCCUCAUGAAAUCUUCUCCAAGGCGAGGUGUUUGAAGUUGUAUCUCACUCGUGAGUAUCUCGAGUCCUGUGAACAAUCUGCUUUGGGGUUAACUAUGAAUAUGAACUUAGAGACUAGCGAAGAUUGUUUAAGAUCUCUUCAGCACCCUAUAUCCCUCUCAGCUUUUCAACACCUGCACAUAAAGCCGCUUGGUCUCUUCUUGAAAUGCAUCACAUCUCCGAGACUAUAUUCAAUCGAGACUUACUACUAUAAGAGAGACGAGAACAGUCAACUGGCUAUGCUCAAGUCGGUUGCUUCGCAGCUCCGGGAAAUGACCCUGGGCUUACUGGAAUAUUCCCCUGUACUAUCGGGAUGUCCCGUUCCCUUUCCUCAGCUGAGAGAGCUCUGCGUCAAGUCCGACUUUUCAGCUGACUUGGCUUCUCUUUUAAUUCUGGCUUCAAACCUUGAAUACCUGCUG
Acaulospora colombiana is the source of this 1131-nucleotide messenger RNA. The record is from the annotation of a GenBank genome assembly. NCBI's taxonomy places the organism in Eukaryota, Fungi, Glomeromycota, Glomeromycetes, Diversisporales, Acaulosporaceae.